Molecule: messenger RNA, 7064 nt
Organism: Pseudophryne corroboree (corroboree frog)
Lineage: Eukaryota; Metazoa; Chordata; Amphibia; Anura; Myobatrachidae
Gene: MAPK8IP3
Product: mitogen-activated protein kinase 8 interacting protein 3
Exons: 31
Coding region: 1124-5131 (1335 amino acids)
Biological process (GO): vesicle-mediated transport
Cellular component (GO): cytoplasm
Molecular function (GO): signaling receptor complex adaptor activity; kinesin binding; MAP kinase scaffold activity
Source: RefSeq, a predicted model, not a curated record
AUGCUGGGAGUGAAUCAGCUGUAUUCUCUACCCAUAAUGCAGACAGCAGCCUGACGUCAGAUCAGCAGCAGCAGCCUUGUCAGAGAGCAGGGAGGGGAGGGCAGAGCCACUGCCAGCCUCCUAUUCCCACACUUCCAGCAGAUCUGGGAGGUGCCUCUAUCUUCCAGGGACCAGCAUCACCUCUAUAAUGAGAUGGAGAGGCUCCUCUAGCACCCCAGCAUCAUUAGAGGGAUCACCCCAGGACCACUGCAGGUGUGUGCAAUCCAUUGUAGAACAUUCAGUCUCUAUCUAGGGUAUCCCUGUAGGGUGGGGGAGGGAGGAAUCAGGUGCAUCGUACAUCACAGAGAGUAGCAAUGCAUCCUUUGACUGAGGUCUGGCCGGCUUGAGAAUGGAUGAAAUACCCCUAUAAGCUUCGUCUUAUGUACAGAUAAGACAAGGGGGCAGCAGGAAGUGUCAGCAUUUACUGUGUAUCAGGUUUAGAUUGUAGUAUUCAUAGAAUAUAUGUAAAUAAUGGCCCUCUGCUUUAUCAAGGUUGCCUGUUGUCACUGAGGACUCUGGGUGAAUAUAUACAUUGUAGCAUCUGUAAAUCUUAUUACCUUGCUUUUUAUUUUUUUGUCAUCUUUGUUUGCCCUCGCUAGAUUUGGUACACCAUCAAGAGCAAGGAUGAUUAUAGAUAAUAUUAUACGUGUAGCGUUAUAUUAGUCUGGGGAAUCUUGUCUUUGCUGAUGGGGAGAGGUGCUGCAUUGCAUUGGCACAAAUCUAAACUCACACAGUGGCAGCAGAAGGCCAAAUCCCCGGGUGCAUACAGUACACCCAUGUAAAUAAUGUACUUGUAACCACAUAUUUAACAUUGCUGUAAAGAGCAAACCGGAAGUAAGUUCAUGCCUGUCUGGUAAUUGAUCAUUUUAAUGAAGAAUUUACACAUGUAACGGAAUCCAAGCUGUCUUAAAAUUAAUGCACCUGAUUCUUCCCAGUGUAGCCAUAGGAAGGGGCCCUAAUAUUAAAAAAAUAAUUCAUCCCCACUCCCCAAGAAAAAAAAAACUAAUUAAAAGACAAGGUUAUAAAAAGUAGUAUCCCAGUUGUACUGCCUGCCACCCCUUGUGGAACCUGUCCUGGUGUCAAGAUGAUGGAGAUACAGAUUGACGAUGGGGUGGUGUACCAGGAUGACUAUUGUUCUGGGUCGGUUAUGUCAGAACGGGUGUCUGGCCUGGCAAACAGCAUCUACAGGGAGUUUGAGCGGCUGAUCCAGUGCUACGACGAGGAGGUGGUGAAGGAGCUGAUGCCACUGGUGGUCAAUGUCCUGGAGAACCUUGAUGCUGUCUUGACUGAGAACCAAGAACAUGAGGUGGAGUCGGAGCUUCUGAAGGAGGAUAAUGAGCAGUUGCUGACUCAGUAUGAACGUGAGAAAUCCCUCAGAAAGCAAGCAGAGGAGAAAUUUAUUGAGUUUGAAGAUGCGCUGGAGCAGGAGAAGAAAGAUCUCCAGUGCCAAGUGGAAAGCCUUGAAUUUCAGUCCCGGCAGCUGGAGCUGAAGAUCAGGAACUAUGCUGACCAAAUUUCUAGAUUAGAAGAACGGGAAUCGGAUAUGAAGAAGGAGUACAAUGCCUUACACCAGCGGCAUACGGAGAUGAUCCAGACAUACGUGGAACACAUUGAACGGUCCAAACUGCAGCAAGUAGCUGGAAAUAGCCAAUCCGAUGGCGGCGUCACAGGCAGAAGUCAUCGCCAGUCAUGGAGAAAGAGCCGAAAGGAGCGCCCAACUUCUCUCAACGUCUUUCCACUGGCAGACGGAAUGGUACGUGGGCAGAUGGGUGGCAAAAUCACCCCAAGCUCGGACCACUGGCACCUGAGUGACCUCAGCCAGCUAAAGUCCAGUUUCAGCUACAAGGACGAGAUGUCUGAGUCUGGCCAGUCUUCAGUGGCAGCUACCCCAAGUACCACUGGUACUAAAUCUAACACCCCCACCUCAUCCGUCCCGUCGGCAGCUGUGACACCGCUACACGAGAGUCUCCAUCCUCUACAGGACUACGGCAGGACGGGCAAAAGCAAGAGAUCACGUGAAAAACGGAACAGCCAUAACAUGGAAGUGCAGGUUACCCAGGAGAUGAGAAAUGUUAGCAUAGGUAUGGGAAGCAGUGAUGAGUGGUCAGAUGUCCAAGACAUCAUCGAUUCAACUCCAGAGGUGGACAUGUGCCAGGACCCCAGGCUGGAGCGCUCAGGGAACAGUCCCACUCAAGGAAUUGUAAACAAAGCCUUUGGAAUCAACACCGAUUCUUUGUACCAUGAGUUGUCAACGGCAGGGUCGGAGGUCAUUGGUGAUGUUGAUGAAGGAGCUGAUCUGCUUGGGAUGGGAAAGGAAGUGGGCAAUCUGCUCCUAGAGAAUUCCCAACUUCUUGAGACCAAGAAUGCAUUAAAUGUGGUUAAAAAUGACCUGAUAGCAAAAGUGGAUCAGCUGUCAGGGGAGCAGGAGGUACUGAAAGGGGAACUAGAGGCCACGAAACAGGCCAAGAUCAAAAUGGAGAGUCGCAUUAAAGAACUGGAGGAGGAGCUGAAACGGGUAAGAUCGGAAGCCAUCGUGGCCCUACAAGAACCUAAAGAGGAGGUGGAUGAGAGCUCCUCGCCCCUGCAAGAUAACAUCCCUAUCGCACAGCGCAGGAGGUUCACACGCGUGGAGAUGGCUCGUGUCCUGAUGGAGAGGAACCAGUACAAGGAGAGGCUCAUGGAACUGCAGGAGGCUGUCCGGUGGACAGAGAUGAUCAGGGCCUCGAGGGAACAUCCGUCCGUGCAGGAGAAAAAGAAAUCCACGAUCUGGCAGUUCUUCAGCAGGCUGUUCAGUUCUUCAUCCAGUCCUCCCCCUGCAAAGAGAACAUACCCCCCUGUCAACAUCCACUACAAGUCCCCUACUCCUGCUGGCUUCAGUCAACGGCGCAGCCACACCAUGUGCCAGAUCUCCACUGGGGGGCGCACAAUCGAAUUCUUCCCUGAUGAAUUGAGGAGUAACACUGUGGCUUCUCUUCUCAGCGACUGCACGUCCACAGCUCGCCGUGAGCAGAAACGCGAGCAGUACCGCCAAGUGCGGGAACACGUGCGUAACGAUGAUGGUCGCCUGCAAGCCUGUGGGUGGAGCUUACCUGCUAAGUACAAGCAGCUGAGUCCAAAUGGAGGUCAAGAGGAUAACCGCAUGAAAAAUGUCCCGGUGCCCGUCUACUGUAGACCACUGGUGGAAAAAGACCCCACUAUGAAGCUGUGGUGUGCGGCCGGAGUGGACUUAACUGGCUGGAAGCCACUUGAGGAAGAGUCUGUUACUGGGAACAAACCAGCAUCUGGCCGGGAUCCUCUGACUUCCGACCGUGAAGUGGAAGGCGAGAGUAAGAGCACGCAUACAUCUCCAGAGAAGAAAAAGACCAAGGAGCUUCAUGAAGCAGAUGCCACUUCCAGCCGUGUAUGGAUCCUAACCAGCACACUAUCUACUAGCAAGGUUGUGAUUAUAGAUGCCAACCAGCCGGGCACUCUGGUUGACCAGUUCACAGUUUGCAAUGCCCAUGUGCUGUGCAUCUCCAGUAUCCCAGCUGCCAGCGACAGUGAUUACCCACCGGGUGAGAUUUUCCUGGAGGGCGAUGUUAACCCAGAGGACUCAGGUGACACUGAUGGAGUCUUGGCAGGAAUCACUAUUGUAGGGUGCGCAACUAGAUGCAAUGUGCCGCGGAGCAAUUGUUCUUCUCGCGGUGACACCCCAGUACUGGACAAGAGUCGAGGGGAGGUCUCUACGGUAAGUAAUGGAAAACUCAACCAGCACCAAUCAGCAGAAGAAGCUACAGAAGCUCUGGAGGUUCCAGAGUCCUCGACUAAUGAAGCAGAGCCAACACAGGUGCGACCGGGACCCCUAACAGAGCAUGUCUUCACUGAUCCAGCACCAGUAGCGAAUGGAAGGCUCUGCAGUGAUUCUGGUCAUCUAAAGCCUGAAGUGAACACAGCACAGCAAGAGAUGGAGCCAAACAAUGAGACCCCAGCCGGUACUAGUGCUGCCCCCACAAUGUGGUUAGGAGCACAGAAUGGCUGGUUGUAUGUACACUCUGCUGUCUCCAACUGGAAGAAGUGUCUACACUCUAUAAAGCUAAAGGAUUCAGUGUUGAGUCUUGUGCACGUGAAAGGACGGGUUCUUGUAGCUCUGGCAGAUGGAACAUUGGCGAUCUUCCACAGGGGAGAGGACCGACAAUGGGACCUCAGUAAUUAUCAUUUGAUGGACCUCGGGCACACCCAUCACUCCAUCCGCUGCAUGGCUGUAGUCUAUGACCGAGUCUGGUGCGGCUACAAGAACAAAAUACACGUGAUUCAACCUAAAACCAUGCAGAUAGAGAAGUCAUUUGAUGCCCACCCCCGAAGAGAAAGUCAGGUGCGGCAACUGGCAUGGAUCGGAGACGGGGUAUGGGUAUCCAUUCGUCUAGACUCCACGCUCCGGCUGUACCAUGCACACACCCAUCAGCACCUCCAGGACGUAGAUAUUGAGCCUUAUGUCAGUAAAAUGUUAGGCACUGGGAAGCUGGGCUUUUCAUUCGUACGGAUCACAGCGCUGCUUAUCGCCGGCAAUCGGCUGUGGGUGGGAACUGGAAAUGGAGUGGUCAUCUCCAUACCGCUGACAGAAACGGUAGUCCUACACCGGGGCCAGCUGCUGGGGCUGAGGGCCAACAAGACUUCUCCCACGUCUUCUGGAGAGGGAACGCGGCCUGGGGGAGUCAUCCAUGUGUACAGCGACGAAAACAGCGACAAGACCGCAGGGAGCUUCAUCCCGUACUGCUCCAUGGCACAGGCCCAGCUCUGUUUCCAUGGUCACCGUGAUGCGGUCAAGUUCUUUGUGUCUGUGCCAGGUAACGUGCUGGCCACUCUGAAUGGCAGUGUGCUGGACAGUCCAUCGGAGAAUACAGGCACCCCAUCCACAGAGAGUGAAGAACAAAAACUCAAGAAUGUGCUAGUGUUGAGCGGAGGAGAGGGGUACAUUGACUUCCGCAUUGGGGAUGGGGAAGAUGAUGAAACAGAAGAACACUCUGAAGAUGGUGGGAACCAGACCAAACUAGUGCUUUCUAAGGCGGAGAGGAGCCACAUUAUUGUUUGGCAGGUCUCCUACAUCCCAGAAUAACUGCAUCUUUAGCCUUUUCCCCAGAAUGCCAAGACCUCAGCUUCCCCGCACUCGCUGGAAAAACCAAACUGGAACGUGGACCUAACUCUGCCUAAUAAUUUCUCAGCCCAUGCUAUGCAGGUCUUCUCACCCUAUAUUUACCUUCUGGUGUGCCCAGCAUCUCCUGUAACUCUUUAGAAAUUCUCCAUAUUUAUGUAUGUUUGCUGCAUUCCAAACAAAUUCUCGCAUUACUCGUACAAAGCCUUACCCAGCGAUAGUAACGAGAGUGGCAGACUGGGUCAUCGAGGGUCUGGGACAAUAAGCCUGGCAGCAUGGUCUCCUCAGCCCUUCUGGCAAUGAAAAGUUCUGGUGGAUUCCAAUAAUGGGGGCGUGGGAUUGAAUGAACGAUGAAUCCAUCAUAUUGCACAAUGGUUCAAGCUUAGGCUACCCUGGAACGGAACAUCCAGUUUGUGAACAAAGCUUUCUGGUUCUAUGCCAAAUCCUUCUCCCCUACGGUAUUUUAUUGAUAUUUAUCUAAUUAGCACUGACAUUUGCUAAAAUAUCUACAUCCCUGAAACCAUACAUAAACUGAAAAUGUUUUAUCAGUAUUUAUGAUUUUCUUCUUUUAGAAAAAGUUUUAAAUGUUGGAUGAAUGUUUUUUUGUUUUUUUUAAAUAAUUUUUCUCUCAAAAUAAAAGUGAUCCAAAUGCCGGGGGCUGUUAUAUCGUUCAAACUUUUUGACAAGACUGCCAAAGUUUCAAUACAUUUGGAGAAAUUCAAGUACGCGCCAGGUCCCGUUGGAGCCUGGAGCUAGAUGCCGUUCUACGCAUAUUUAGUGGUUAUUAUGGUGCCGAAAACAUCCGCAGGUGUUGUGUGCACCUCUACGAGGUGUACACAAAAAUCGGCAAUGUUUCAUACCAGUAAAAUCCUUUCAUGGACGCAUAGAGCCAGGCUCCUUAUAAGACCCCCGCUUUAGUGGCAGCGUGUAUUUGUCACACUCAGACGGUUGUCCUGCAUCAUUUGCAGGAGCAAGAUUGGCCAACCUGUGGCUCUCCAACUGUUGCAGAAUCACACGACUCUGGAUUAGCACAGCUAAGAGCUACGAGUUAUUCUACACUAGCUUCAGCAAAACGCGUGCAGUUUCAGCCAUAGGUUUUGGAAGAUUUACAUACACCUCCCACUAAUGGAGAUGGCUCUGUUUUCAUAACAUUAAUAAUAUAAAUGCAAUAUAAUUUAAACGCCCAAGUAUAUCCCAAUCAAAGGCCGGCUUUUUUUGUUUUCGGAUCCAUCGUCCAUUGGCUGAAAAUCAUUCAUACCAACUUGCAACAGAAUAAACUCCUGGUGUCUUAUGCAUGAACGUUCCAAACUGCAAAUGUUAAAAAGCCAAGAAAGUUUGUGGGCGAAUGGACUGUCACUAACUAAACAUAACGGUGAUUAUAAACUAAAGGCAUCAAAGCUUUAGAAUAACCUGCAUUAUAAGCUUGUCAGUGCAUACUUCAUUGUAAUACUCCUAUUACCAACAGUAGUGCUGGGACUCAACAAAUUAAUCUACAAGUGCUGUUACCCUAGAUGACUUCCCUGCAUGUGAUCCUGUGGCUCCUCCACUGCCAGAGUGCCUACAAUACCCAGUGUUGCAGGACUUUCUGGGAGUUCAGGGGUGGAAAAAAAAAGCACACUGAUCAGCCAGCAAAGUAUACGGUGCUUGGCGCUAACAGCUCAUUCUACCUACGGCGGUGACGUAUGUAAAGAAAGUGUCACAAGGGGGGCUCUCCGAUGUGUCUCUUACAAAGGCUUGUAAACUCCGCAGUGUGUGUCGUUUGUCUUCUGGUCUUAUCGGUGGCAUUAUGUAAAGACAGCUGUAUGAAUAAUGCUCUCUGCUUUCUCUCUAUCUCCCUCUUGUGACAUGAAAACCAUGUAAUUGUUAUGUAUGUAAUAAAUAUAUUACAAAAUGAAAA